Osmerus eperlanus (European smelt) is the source of this 2622-nucleotide messenger RNA. It is a transcript of the gene oit3, whose product is annotated as oncoprotein induced transcript 3. Lineage: Eukaryota; Metazoa; Chordata; Actinopteri; Osmeriformes; Osmeridae. The record is from RefSeq and is a predicted model, not a curated record. The transcript has 9 exons. The coding region runs from base 145 to 1830 and encodes 561 amino acids. Gene Ontology annotation, molecular function: calcium ion binding.
GAUAAGGACAACAUAUUAGAUGCUGUUCCGUGUUUGCAUGGACCAGACCUUACACACACACACACGCACACACACAAACUCACACAUCUCACACUUGCCUGAGCUUGUUGUCUACAGAGAGAGAGACAGAGAGAGAGAUACAACAUGGACAUGAUGAUUUUUCUUCUGCUAACUGUUUUCCUACAGGACACCACAGCAGGAGUCGUCUUGGACCCGUGUUCGGCCUAUAUCAGUCUGAACGAGCCCUGGAGGAACACGGACUACCAUGUCAACCACUCCUCCGGGGGCGUGCCCCUGUGCGACAGCCUCCUGUCCGGGGAGUGGUACCGCUUCACCGGCAUGGCCGGCGACGCCAUGCCCACAUUCUGCAUCCAGGAGAACCACUGCGGGACCCACGCGCCCAUCUGGCUGAACGGCACGCACCCUCAGCCCCAGGAUGGCAUCAUCACACUGCCCGUCUGUGCCAGCUUCAACCACGACUGCUGCCGGUGGAACGGCAGCGCGGACGUGAAGGCGUGCGGGGGCGGUUACUACGUCUACCGGCUGCCCCGGCCCUCAGUCUGCUUCCACGUCUACUGUGGCCACUUCUAUGACAUCUGUGAUGAGGUGGAUUGCACUGGUCCUCAUUGUCCAGAAUAUGACUGCAGGUGUGCUGCUGGGACAGUCCUGGGACCAGACCGACAGACCUGCCUGGAUGUGAACGAGUGUGAGCGAGGGAACGGGGGAUGUGCGGAGGUGUGUGUGAACACCAAGGGGUCCCGGAGCUGCAAGUGUGGGCCAGGCCGAGUCCUGGACCAGGACGGACACAACUGCAAAGAGAUUGCAGGUUGUCAUAACAACAACGGGGGCUGUAGCCAUGGCUGCGUUGCGAUGCAGGAAACAUACCAGUGCUCCUGUACCCGAGGCCUGGAGCUGGGCCAGGACAAACGCACCUGCCAGGUUCCGGUUCAGUGUGGCCCGGGUUCCAUCGAGGUGUCGGUUCCCAAGGACCUGGUGGGCGGACUCGAGCUCUCAUUGGCUAACUCCUCAUGUAAGGGCGUGUCCAACGGGACACACAUCAACCUGAGUUUCAGCCUGAAGACCUGCGGCACCAUAGUGAAGGUGACGGAGGACAGGAUCGUGGGCACCAACCUGGUGACGGGCCUGCCCAAGUCCAGCCCAGGAAGCAGCCUGGACAUGAUCAUCCGCACCUCCAAGCUCCUCCUCCCCGUCACCUGCGAGUUCCCCCGCGAGUACGACGUCUCCGACGGCUACCAGGCCAGCCUCCGCGGCAACGUCCUGGAGCUGGAGGGCCACAGCGAGGGCGUGUUCCCGUUCUCCCUGGAGCUCUUCAAGAACGCAGAGUUCUCCGAGCCGUACCGAGCGCCGCCCCAGCUGCGUCUCCACGACUCGCUGUUCUUCGGGGUGGAACCGAGGGAGAGGCUGGAGGGACUGGCCGCUCUGGUGGAGAGCUGCUUCGCCACGCCCAGCCCCAAGGCCGAGCAGGCCCUCAAGUACUACCUCAUCAAGGACGGUUGUAUCUCAGAUGAGACAGUCAGGCAGUUCUCCUCUAAAGACCAACUCUCCAAACACUACCAGGUCCCUGUCUUCAAGUUUGUUGGCAAGGACAACCGAGAAGUGUUCCUGCACUGCAGAGUGUUGGUGUGUGGUGCAGGAGAUUCCCGUUGUUCUCAGGGAUGUCGGGGCCGAACACGCCGUGAACUGGUAUCUGACCAGGACCAGGACCAGGACCAGGACCAGCACCAGGACCAGCACCAAGACCAGCACCAGGACCAUCUGAACCAUCACCUGCUGACUGGAGGCCCAAUCUUCAUCCUGGCUGAGCCGUGACCCCUACACUGAACUUUGAAGCUCAGUCCAAACACACACACACACACACACACACUCAUGCACAUACUGUAUAUACUUAUGCACACACACACACACAACACUCAUUCACACACACACACACACACACAGCUGAUAUUCUAGUUUUAUUUUACUACUAUAUUAGUCAGUACAUCUAUGUUCAUGCAUCAAAAAUGGUUUCACUAGCACCUACUGUAAUGCUCUCUCUCUCACAUACACACGCACACACACAAACACGCUCUUAUAUACAAACAUUCACUCACUCACUCACACACACACACACACACACACACACACACACACACACACACACACACACACACACACACAUACACACACACACACAGACUCAAACAUACACAGCUGCUGUGACCGUCCUGUGAAACCGGCGUAGCUGCCAGUCACGUGGAAACUGCUGAGGUCAGGAGAGGUCUCUUCAGGCACACCUUGCUGCCUUGUAAGUGCACUGAUGGCUGAUAUUCUUUUUUGUGUACUGGCUGGAAUCACACAAACACACACCAACACACUCACACACACAUUUACACACCUACACAGUGUCUCUCGCACACACAUACACAAAUAUUAAACUGUCUCUACACUCUGACUGACAGAAUGUGUUCAUACAAAGUAGAGCAUCCAGAAAUAUAGUCAACACUAUUAACUUUUUUCCAUUCAAUGUACUUAUUUCAACUUUAAUACUGUGUUCAAAAUAUUUCAUAUUAAAAAUUGAAUAAUAAAAAUGAACAAAGAAAUAAAUAACUUGUUUUGAUCAAC